AUGAUUGGAGAGACAUGGAUCAAUGAAUGUCCGAGAUUGUACAAAAUUUACAAAAAGGUCAUUACAGAGUUAGUUUCUGGUCAACAACCAAGGUGGCACAAAGGUGUGGCUGGAAUUCUUUGCACAGAUGCCAUGGUAAAUUACUUCUGUAUGAUACUUGAAAGAUUGGCAUGCUCAAUAAAUAUAUUCACUCAUGCUCACUAACAUCAUCCUUGUUUAUCUUCAUUUUUUAUGAGGGAAAAAUAAUUUCUAGCGGACCACUACUUGUAAUAUAUUUUUCUGGUGAUUCAGUUCCAUAGGAUUGCCAUUGGUCAUGUUCAUGAAGAGCAUUUGAAAGAAAGUAUUCAACACAUGGUCAAAUAUGGCUCUUUGAAAGAGAGCACUGAAAAAGAAUCGUCGUUUUGGACCCGUUUGGUGACAGAAAUCUGA
Messenger RNA from Paramuricea clavata, 429 nucleotides. NCBI's taxonomy places the organism in Eukaryota, Metazoa, Cnidaria, Anthozoa, Malacalcyonacea, Plexauridae. The record is from the annotation of a GenBank genome assembly.